GCUGGAAUCACCAACUCGAUCUUUGAGCAUGGAUGCCCCACGAGGAAUUAAUAUCAAAGCACAAGCUGGGAAUAUUGAAGCGCUUUCCCAGAUGGAUAUAAAACUACACAGCAGUGAUGGUGUGCUUUUGCUCGAUGCUGAAACCGUGCGACUGCCCAAAUUGCCUGAGGGUGCAAGGGGUGGAUCCAGUAUUUCUCAGGGGCUUUACGAAAUUUGCGUGUGUCCGGACGGAAAGCUCUACUUGUCAGCGGCUGGCAUAGGCUCCACUUGCCAAGAAUACAGCCGUGUCUGCCAGUGA
Molecule: messenger RNA, 298 nt
Organism: Fulmarus glacialis (Northern fulmar)
Lineage: Eukaryota; Metazoa; Chordata; Aves; Procellariiformes; Procellariidae
Product: gamma-sarcoglycan-like
Exons: 2
Biological process (GO): cardiac muscle tissue development; heart contraction
Cellular component (GO): sarcolemma; sarcoglycan complex
Source: RefSeq, a predicted model, not a curated record